Molecule: messenger RNA, 1636 nt
Organism: Populus nigra (black poplar)
Lineage: Eukaryota; Viridiplantae; Streptophyta; Magnoliopsida; Malpighiales; Salicaceae
Product: transcription factor bHLH128
Exons: 6
Coding region: 222-1250 (342 amino acids)
Biological process (GO): regulation of transcription by RNA polymerase II
Cellular component (GO): nucleus
Molecular function (GO): protein dimerization activity; DNA-binding transcription factor activity, RNA polymerase II-specific; RNA polymerase II cis-regulatory region sequence-specific DNA binding
Source: RefSeq, a predicted model, not a curated record
ACCUCAGGUUCAGGCUCAGGCUCAGGCUCAGGCUCCGUAGGGUGACGCAACUAGUCUUUGGACAUUUCCCGAACGAGCUAAUCUCCUUCCUCGAAAUCAAACUUUCCUUUCCCAUAUUAUCCUCUCUCUCUCUCUCUCUCUAGAUUUUUAACUACCAUAGUUAUUUUUAGCAGUAGCAGCCUACAGUAGAGUUGUCGGAAGAAGCCUGCGCAGCACGCAUCAUGUAUCAACAACCGUCGUCGUCUUCUUCUUCACCGCAAAAAUCCAAUCUGCCAAGUGGGCUAACAAGGUAUGGUUCGGCCCCGGGUUCUUUUUUAACCCGGGCAGUUGAUUCAGUCAUCGGGGCUGACCGUGAACUCUCUGGUCUUGGAUCAACUCCCCUCGUGGGCCGUCAACAACACUUCUCUGGGGACUCAUCCUCAAUCACCUCGGAGUCGACCUGCAAGGUCAACUCAUCCAGCUGCGAUCGAAAAGCACCCAAAAGUGGCGGCGGCGGGGGGUUGCAGAGGUCGUACGGUUUGAAUGAGAUAGCACAUGGUGCUGGAUCUUUGGUGCGGCAGAGGAGCUCGCCUGCUGGAUUUCUAAGCCAUCUCGCCACUGAAAAUGGAGGUUUCUCAAUUACAAGGGGAACUGGAGGCUAUAACUCUCGCAAUGGCUCUGGUGGUGGCCCCUCAAGGUUGAAGUCUCAAUUGAGCUUCACUAGACAAGACUCUCUUUCUCAGAUAUCUGAAGUUAGUGAGAAUGUUGUUGAAGGCAUCGGCUCUGACAAUGGCAGUCAGAACUCCACUCAUUCUUAUUCUGCGGCUAGCUUUGGUAUGGAAUCUUGGGACACUCCAAAUUCCAUUGUAUUUUCUGGCCAUCCCUCGAAACAAGCUAGGACUGGAGAUGGAGACAUCUAUAACUGUUUCAAUGCGUUAGAAACUCAGUUUAGCUUGCCCCAGACAAGUCUUGAGAUGGCAACAGUGGAGAAGCUGCUACAAAUUCCCGAAGACUCUGUUCCUUGCAAAAUCCGUGCUAAACGUGGUUGUGCCACUCAUCCUAGAAGCAUUGCUGAAAGGGAGAGAAGAACCAGAAUAAGUGGGAAGCUGAAGACACUACAAGACCUCGUUCCUAACAUGGAUAAGCAAACAAGUUAUGCAGACAUGUUGGAGUUGGCAGUGAAGCAUAUAAAGGGCCUUCAAAAUGAAGUGGAGAAACUCCACAAAGAAUUGGAAGGUUGUACUUGUGGAUGCAAACAAUCAACCCCAUGAUCUUGCCAACAAAGGAGAUCUAAAUCGACCGGCAAAAUCUAUGCUUUUUGAAUGAAAAAUUUUCACUUCACGGUAAGGUUACAUGGUCUCUUAAGAGUACCAUGCUGUCAGGCUGAAAUCUUCAAAACAUUGACCUGACAAAUUCAUGAAACAAGAUUGUGAUUCAAGGAUCUUGAAGGCAUGGAAUCAGGCAGGCUGAUGUUGUCUUAACAAAUUUCAGUUUAACAAUUGCACCGUUGGGGAAUCAAACUCUAAGCUGUAUAUAGAGAAGUAAUACUGUUGACUUGUAGUCCAUCAGAAAUCAUGCAUGUAAAAUGCUGUUUAAUUUCCCUCCUAGUUUUGCCUGGUAUUAAUUCGAGGAUUGAGAGAAUAUUUGAACCUGGCCA